UCAUACCGUAGAAGACCAUUCAUGGUACAAAUAUCAUAUCGGCAGCCUAUAUAAUAUGUUGUUGGAAUCAGAGGAGCUGCAGUCUGAUGGAUGUGGUAGUAGUCUUCAGUGUCCACAAGUGUUGGACAUUCAGGACAGCCAAGGCUUGCAGGUAGAAAUGGAGCUGGUGAGGUUUGUGUUAGCCAACGCCACACAUCUUGGCUGAGUCAACAUCAGACCUUGGCGUAAAUUGGACACUUCAGUUGUUGUGAUGUUGUCAAAUACCUGACGGAGGUGAAUGGAUAUAAAGCGUGCGUCGAAAGCAGCAAAGGUUAUAUACGCUUGGGUACUGCAUGAUGUGAAGAUGUUUAGCUUUCCUUCUUCUCGACACUCCAAGGGUGUUGUUACUCAGCUUUUGAAGCAAAAGAGGUUUAUGGAAGUUUCUGGGCAGGCCUUACUCUGUGCAUGUUAGUAUUUGCGCAGCUUUGUGUAGAUACGACCCCGGCUGGUGCAGUGGGAUACCCUUCUCUGUGACGGGCAGAUACCCACAGUACUGCUGAAUGGAGGUUUGUUACCCGACGAGGAGACACGUGGAGCCGUUGUAUGGGAGGGUUCGUGUAUUCUCAGACGUUAGAUGACAGUAGUCACAAAGGUAUUUCAGUAUUGAUGGGAUUCUAUCUAUUCCUUUUUAUUUCAUUCUUUUCCGGGUCUUUUUGCCCUCUUUACAUUCUCAGAAAAGCGGCGUGUCUUAUGGAAACAUCUUUGAUUCUCUGCCCUUGAGGGUUUAGCGUAUAAAAAGGAAGCAACAUUGAGUUUUUAGGGUUCUUACAUCGUGGCUCCAUUCUCUCUGUUUCUUCUCCUUCAAGCGAGAAGCUGCGUGUUAUGAAGCUGAGCUGAGAAUCCAUCUCUUGAAUUGGUUGCAGGUAGUGUAAAGCUACGAUUAUGGAGCUGGGCGAGUCGACUCCUGAUAGGAUUAGCAACGUUCCAUCCAAUGCGAUAGAGCAAAUUCUGACGCUGUUGCCCAUAAAAGAUGCAGCGAGAACCAGCAUCUUGUCAAGAAACUGGAGGCAUCAUUGGAGAAGUAUUCCUCAACUUGUGUUCGACGGUAGUUUUGCUCCACACCCCAAUACUGGACCAUAUUUGCCAGAUGAGAAAAAGGUACUGGUGGACAUUUACGAAGCUCUGCUGGUUCAUGAUGGCCGAGUAACCAAGUUUGAGCUCUCAAUUCCUGGAUUCAGCGAAGACUGUCAACAGAUUUAUAAGUUGAUUCCUCACCUUGCAAGCAAAGGUGUCCAGGAACUUGCUCUUCGGUUUUCCGUGGGCCAGAUCAAGCUGCCUUCCUCCCUGUUUACCGCAUGUCACCUGACUGUUUUGAAACUGCAGCAUUGUAGUGUUGGCGCACCAUCUUGUUUUGUGGGAUUUCGUAAGCUGGUCAUUCUUGAGCUUAAACAUGUUAUCAUGCCUGAAGAUUUCCUUCAGAAUUUACUGCCGGUGUGCCCCCUGCUUGAAGAGUUGCGGUUUUUUAACUCUAGCAGGCAAAAAUAUGUUCUUAACGCACCAUCUCUAAAAGUGUUUAUAUUUCACCCGCAUGUUUCGGGCUCGGAGUUUAUGCUCCAGCAUGCGCCAGUGCUUUCAGUGCUAUCACUUCCAAAUGGUUUGAGGUUUAAAGAUUGGUUUGCAGAGUUUGCUUCUCUCCCUGCGCUCAGGAAGCUGACAUUUGGAAUUAGUUCGCUGAAAUUCUCUGAUGUGGGUAAUGCAGCCUACAAGCUAACUACAACCGUCUACCAAUUAAACGUCGUUGAAAUAACUCGCCUUCUUCUGGAUAACUUGCCACAAGCACGGCUUCUUAUUUGGCUGAUCAUGAGUUCCCCCAGCUUGCAAAAGCUCACCGUUCGGUUGGGUACUAGUAUUGCCCAGCCGUCUUCAGAAGUUAUCAAUAGCCUACAGGAGUUGUUGGAAGCAGAGGACCGACCUGGAGUUUGUUGCCUUCAACAUCUUGAAGAGUUGCACAUUCAGGGUGGCCAAGGAACACGAGUCGAGCUGGACCUGGUGAGGUUUGUUAUGGCCACUGCCCCACAACUUCGUGUGAUCUCGAUUAAGUGUGCAGUUAACCUGUCGGUUGACAAGAUUCUAAAAUUCUCGAGUGAGUUGUUAUCGUAUAAGCGUAUCUCCAAAGACGCAGUGGUCAAAUAUGUCUACGAAAGAUGAUGUUGAGUUGAGAUACUUCAUAGGUUUUACAUCUCUUGCCCUUUGGGUCGUUGUCCACCUACUUUCAUGGUGCUUGAUUCUUUUGUUCUCGUUUCUUCUUUUCGCUGAUUAACGCGAGGGUGUUUGAUCCUAGUUGGAUUAAGAAGUUUUGAAGGGUUGUCGAACAGUCCAAUUUGAAAAGUUUCAGUAAUAUUUUCUUUUAGGGAACAUGAGUUAUGUAAAUCUAGGUUGAUUUAUUCAGCGCAUUGAGGUGAACAAUAUUGUAAAAUUUGAGUGGCUGUUUACUCUAUUAUUAUUAGGGUCAAAUUAAGUAUGUACUUGCAACUUGCAAGUGGAUUGGGUAUUUGGUGGGUGAUUAAGGUCCGGUGGGUUGAUCGUUCUACAUGAUGCAAUUCUAAAGUGUCAUUGAUAUGGUAAGGGUUGCAAUUGCAACUUUAAAGUGUAAUUGAUGUGUGAUGUCAUUAUAGCUUAUACGUGA
This is a messenger RNA of Linum tenue, 2665 nucleotides long. The record is from the annotation of a GenBank genome assembly. NCBI's taxonomy places the organism in Eukaryota, Viridiplantae, Streptophyta, Magnoliopsida, Malpighiales, Linaceae.